CAUUUGCAUCACCCACGGACUUUCCCUGUUUUGGGCAUAUUAUGGUAAGCCUUUCAGAUGGAUGGGUGGUUGCGCCAGCCAUGCCAGUGAAGAUGCGGUCACACCGAGAGCACCAAAGCGCUUUGAUGUCUUUAUUUCACAUCACCAUGGAGCCGGCCUAAUGGAAGAUGAACAACAGGAGUCUGGCGAUUUCUCGCAGCAGUUUGCAUCCUGGAUUUGGGCAAUCUGUGAAUCUUUGAGUUUGAGUGCGCGCUUUGAUGCAACCAAUCUGUCCCGGAUCUUGGAUGAGCGAAAGUUAAAGAAUGAAAUUGUGAGUUCCCGAGUUUUGGUUGGAAUUGUCAACCGCUCUGCCCUCCUGGACCACCACGGAAUGUAUCAGGAGCUUCAGUGGGCUGAAGCAGCGAAUGUACCUAUUGUGCCAUUUUACAAUGGCGACGUGCAUUCUCCUGAAGAGUACAGCAGCUGGAGUGUCCAGUUUCCGGUCUUGAAAAGGGCUCCAGUGGUGUAUCAUCGACGCAGUCAUUUGCGAGUGAAGGACAGCCUGAUUCUUGCUUUGGAGGAGGCCCUCCAUGACUCCUACAAAGCAGGCGACAUGCCAUUGGCUUUGUCAAACUUGCUUCAGAGGCAGGUGGAGGGCGCGCAGCGGCGUCAGAGAAGGGCUGAGCGGGUGGCUGAAACUGGGAGCAGCGAGGAGCGUGGUGAUGCAGUUGACAAAAGGUUUCGUUUCAGAGAUGACGAUCUCGAAGAAGCUAGUCCUGGUGGUGGCGGCAUGGGCCGUUUGCUGAAGACCUUAAAAGAUCCAAUGGGGUGGAAGGAACAAGAGAUGCGCACGGCUAUGUUGCAAGAUGAGCACGAGAUAGACGAUGAACAGGGGAAACAUGUGCCUAAGCAUAGCAGCCUAAAGCCCAGCGGCAGUAUUCUGAAAGGUGGCACUGACGUGGGCGCAUCACACAUACAAUCAGUGUCAGCGACGUCGCAUGUUCCAGGGGAUCCCAAAAUGCAGCAAGGCGUGGUCCGCGUCAAGGAGUACUUGGGAAGUGUAGACCAAGAUGACGUGGCCCAGCUUCCAAGUAUCCUGAAGAUCCUGCAGCUCAUGCAGCCCCACCUCGAGGUUGUGUCGAGUGCGCUUGAGCUGACCUUUGAGUUUACUCGUGGUGCUGCGAGGUGUCGGCAAAUUGUGGCUCAGAAUGAUGGCAUCAAAGCAAUUGUCAGCACAAUGUCUGCCCACCCGGGCAGCAUGACCCUGCAGAUGCACGGCUGCGGCUGCCUUUAUGCUCUUUGUUGCUUCCGGGCUGGAAGCCCUGACAAGGACAACAACUCUGUCGGAAUAGCUCAAGCUGGUGGCAUUGCCAGAAUUCUUUUCGCGCUUGAUUCCUUUCCCCAAUGCCAAGAACUACAACAGUGGGGGAGCGGUGCUUUGCGACAUUUGGCGGUGGAGAUUGGUGACAAUCGCCGGGAAGUCCUUCAAGAUGGAGAGGUGCAACUCACCAUGCGAGGCAUCAAUCGGCGCAUGAUUACCAAGUCCGGCGGCAUCGAACUUUUGGUACGGUGCAUGGCCAGUUUUCCACAUGACUUGGAGAUACAAGAGAAUGGCUGUGCGGCUCUUUGCAAUCUGGUAGUGAAUCGGCAUGAUACCAAGGUUCGAGCAGCGCGGUCUGGCUGCAUCCGCGCAAUAGUUAAUUCAAUGAAGAAUUUCCCUUUUGAACCUGAAGUCACGCAAAUGGCCUGUGCAGUACUCCGCAGCCUCGCACUCGGUGUCCCAGAAAACAAAGUUUCCAUCGUCGCACAAGGUGGAGUACGCCAGCUUUGUGAAGCAAUGGCUCGACACCGAACAGACGCAGAUGUAAACAUGCAAGCCAUAGCUGCGCUGUGCAACCUCACAUCUCACUUCGCAGAACACAAACGGGCCAUAUGUGAGGCAGGUGGUCUCGAGCUGACAGUUGCUGCACUGUUGCUACACCCACAGCACGAGGAAUUGCAGCAACAGGGUGUCGGCUUGUUGCACAAUUUGGCAUGUGAGGUCUCCUUAAGGAAAGAUCUUCUUGCCGCAGGAGCUUUGCGAGUGGCUGAGGCGGCCCAGAUGCAUCCAGCACGCUUGGUGCAAUCCUUGGGGCACAUGUUGCAGAGACAGAUGAGCCAGGCCAAAGAAGCGCAAGAGGCAGAGAAGGAUGUUUCAAACUCUCUCGCCAAAACGGACCAAUGGAAGGAAGCCAAGGAGGAACCUGGAGAAGGCGGAGUAGAUGAACUUUUUGCACCAAGAAGUCGUGGAGUGCGGGUUGCAAGGAGCAAAGCUUUGACACGGCCCCAGCGAAAGGUCAUGGCUGAUGUGAUGGCAUCCAUGCAGCGCCAUUCCCAUGAGUGGCUGCCCAGAGAUGGUUCGAGUGCAUCAGAUUUGGGCGGCUCAUCCGAGGCUUCCAGCGGAAGGAGUGUGAGGGGAAAAUGGGACAUAAAAGAGCAGAAAAAGGCCGCAGCCUAUGGAAUUGAAGAUUUGGAGGGCGCCUCUGACAGUUCAUUGGGCUCCUCAGAUUCGAACGCGAACCCUGGUUCCUUUGCCUUUUUAGUGCGUCGAGGUUUAGCCAAGCAAGCCCGCGAGGACGAGGGCGAAGAGAACCAUUCAUCGCCCGCUUCCCCCAAGCCUCGGCACUUGCAUUUGGAGCUUGAAGACCCACAAAGCGCAAGCGGCGCAAGAUCUCAAUCGCCCAGAUCUGCGAGAUCCGCCAGAUCGCCUAGGUCCGCCAGGUCUGCCAGGUCUGCCAGGUCCAGCUCUGCCAGGUCCAGCUCUGCCAGGUCCAGCUCUGCCAGGUCCAGCUCUGCCAGGUCUAGCUCUGCCAGGUCUGGUUCUUUGCCCUUGACAGCUCGAAAUGUGAAGGCCCAGGAGCAAUCCCAAGAGAGCGCGACUGAUCCACCUCCCCUUCAGACCGAACACAUUCCUCAAAAAGACGGGCGUGAUCAAGUAGCCGAAAUUGUUUUGGACGCACCAAUUCAAUCACAAGCUCAUGAAGAUCGUAUUGAGACAGAAUCUGUCAUCAGUGAUGCAAGCGAGGGAGACUGGAUAGAUGAUUUGGAGGACCCAAGGCUUGGCAAGCGAAUGCAGAGGCAACGUGGAAAGCUUCAACCGAGCUCCGAGAGUAGUUUUAUUCUGGACGGGAUGCUUGGUGCAGUUGAGUUGGAACAAGUGGCAGCUCCACAAACGGCGCUGCCAAAGUUGGGAAAGAAGAACGUGGAAUUUGCAAGAGCGUUGAAGAAGUGUGGAGAGGUGGCGCCAGAACGUUUCGAUGAGUUGUGGCAAGAAGCCCUUUCAAGAAAGGUGUCGAAGUCGGGGAGGAGUUCAUCAUCUGUGAUGAACGAGCUCGAUGGCGUUUCCCGAUUUGGACGGAUGUCAUCUGCUAUGAGGAGUGGUUUGAAGGACGUGAAGUCCUUGGCAAUUUUGCGGCGAGAUGCACCAGCCACAAAGGAUAUUGCAGGCAGUGAAGGUGCUUCCGGAACUGGAAGUGAGGCUGGCCAAGAAGUUCGUGAUGACCUCCAGAAGGCAGAGAUUGCCCUCCUUGAUGCGCUUGGGCAGUUCAGAAAGCAGGGAGAUGCUUCGGGGAUGCAGAGUGCUGAUGAAGCAAUGCGCCAUCCAAGCCGUGAGGCAUUGAGACUUGAAGCUCUGAGCCGGCAGCUGGAGCAGAAGCGUGCCCUGCAACGUAGGGUUCAAUUGCGACCUGGUGCAGAGUUCUUGUCAUUCGGGAAAUCCUAUGCACAUUUUUCAUGUUUUGUACGUCGCUCCUGUCCGUGUCCAAGUCACGAAAGCUGGUUGUUGCUAGGCUGCUUGCUGCUUGCUGGGGUCACUUUGGCUUUAGCACUGGUCAUGAGUAAGAGCAGUGGUCGGAGGCUAGACUCUAAGCUUAGACUUAGACAUGCUUUUGUUUCCUUCUUGCCAUUUUAGUGCAGCUGCUUGUUACUGUAGGGUGCAUCAACAUAUCACUUCACAUUCGUUUGGUUGCCCCUGACCUGAGCUCACCUCGCUACUUCAUUUACUUUGUUUUGCCUCCUGAGACCCUCGCCUCUGCAAGUGCGGCCACCUCAAACGUUGCCAAUCUCUUUGGCACAUUUUCUCCACUGCCGCACGGGUGGCUGUGCUGCAACCAUAGCCUUGUGCUUCCCGUACACGCAACAAGGAGUGUUGACAACUGGAAUUUCAAUCACACCUUCACAAUAGACUAUUGUAGUAUAUAAGGUCGCUUUGCUUUCGUUCACCGCCAGUGUCCUUCGCUCUCCGUCUCUGUAUGGCAUGCAUGGCUUUAUCCUUCAUGUCGCAAGGUGUGUGGGGCUUUUUGUUGUCAGCCAGACAGGUGGGCAGAGGCCAAUCUGCACAAGGGCGGUUCCUUUCGAGACACAUAGGCCACGGUCGCCCAUCGGGCUUUGUUCAGUGACCAAUCCGCCUUUGAGGCUCUGAUCCUUCUCCAAAAGUGGCAGCCAAGUUUCCUUAUUGCGGACAAGAAGCGAAUGUUUGCGAUAAAGUUCCCAGUGCCAAUUGGCCUUCCAUCCUGCAGAGCAUUUGCAGGGAAGUGGCAUGAUGGCAGCGUAGAAGGAAUCGGCCAAGAAGAUCCUGACAGUGUCGUUGCUGGUGCUCGCAGUGCUCGCAUUUGCUGUUGGGCAGUCCUUAGCAGAUCUCAGGUGCUCUCAGGUCCAACUUCACCAUUUUGUGAUUCUGGCAUCAAAUUCUCAGGUCCAGCUUGGCUGAAAGGCUCAGGGAGGAGUUGCAGACACAGAGCGCAAAUACUGCUCAUCCUCGAUGAUCUUGUGGACCUGAUUCGAGGAGCAGUUUGGACUACAGAAUUUGUAGAGUCAACUUUGGGGCUCGAGCAGUCCCAUUGAUACAGCAGAGCUGAUGG
Molecule: messenger RNA, 4877 nt
Organism: Durusdinium trenchii
Lineage: Eukaryota; Dinophyceae; Suessiales; Symbiodiniaceae
Source: the annotation of a GenBank genome assembly